GUUCAGCCGUUUAACGUCAUUGAGGAAAUACUCACCGUGAGAACCUCAGUCGACCUCGCGGUGUGAGGACUGAGAUUUACAGACAGUCAGGAGCUGUUUGACUGUCAGCUGUCGGUGUUUCCAGGUCUCACACACACUUCUGUGUGUGUCGGUAAUGUCACCGUCUCAACUUCCGUCCUGAAUAACUGGAGACAAAUUUAAGAAUGGACCCGUACGUUGAUCUUCAGCAAACAGAUAACAGCACUCCAGCUGAAUCAACAGUUCCUCCUCCGAGGAUGACAAGACAGCAGACACUCACUUUAAUAUCAAUGGCUUCUGUCAACUUCAGUUCAAUGAUCUGCUACUCAAUAUUAGGCCCAUUUUUCCCAAAUGAGGCAGUGAAGAAAGGAGCCAGUCAAACUGUCAUUGGUCUCAUAUUUGGCUGCUACGCUGUCUGCAAUUUAAUUGGCUCGUUGAUACUAGGAAAAUAUAUUGUCCAAAUUGGUGCAAAAUUCAUGCUUAUUAUGGGGCUUUUUGUGUCGUCAGCGUGCACCAUCAUGUUUGGGUUACUCAACCGGGUUCCUGCAGGCCCCGCCUUCAUUACCCUGUGCUUUGUAGUGAGGUCCGUCGAUGCCAUAGGCUUUGCUGCAGCGAUGACCUCCUCCUUUGCCAUGACAGCAAAAAUAUUCCCAAACAAUGUGGCGACUGUUUUGGGUAGUUUGGAGAUUUUCACAGGGCUUGGUCUCAUUCUGGGGCCGCCGGUCGGAGGGUGGUUCUACCAGUCAUUUGGAUAUGAAGUCCCUUUUAUGCUUCUUGGAUGUUUACUAUUGAUUAUGGUUCCUUUCAACAUCUACGUCUUGCCAAACAUUGAGUCAGACCCGUCGAAGGAUUCGUUCUUUCGACUUCUCACCAAAGUGAAAAUCGUCCUGAUGUGCUAUGUGAUCUUCACUCUUAGUUCAGGUCUGGGCUUCUUGGAUGCCACGUUGUCCCUGUUUGCUAUGGAGACGUUUGGUCUCUCAUCUGGCUACGUGGGACUCACCAUGCUCGGUUUGUCGUUACCUUACUGCCUGGCAUCACCGCUGUUGGGGUAUAUUACUGACAAAUAUCCCUCCACCAGGCCUUGGUUCAUGGUAACAGGAGGCGCUGCCACAGCAGCUGGCUUCUGCCUGCUUGGUCCCGCCCCUUUCCUUUACAUACCAAGUCAGCUGUGGUUGCUGAUCGUCAUGCUUGGUGUAAUUGGGUUUUCUCUGGGUAUGUCUGCAAUCCCCACGUUCCCUGAGAUCAUCAAAUGUGCAUAUGAACAAGGAUAUGAAGAGGGGCUAAGCACUCUCGGGAUGGUGUCCGGACUGUUUGGGGCAUUUUGGUCCUUGGGGAUGUUUUAUGGCCCAAUAGUGGGCGGUAUUAUUACGCAACAUCUGAACUUUGAGUGGGCGGCUGCAGUCCAAGGAGGCUUGGCGUUUUUGGGCGCCUUUCUCCUUGCUCUGCAUUACCUGUGUCAGCGCCCACAACAAAGCAUUCGAGAAGACAGUCAACAAACAGAUGAAAGCACUCCUCUCCUGACUGAGUGAAGCUCUCGGCGACACGUGGAGGACACCAUAGUGAACAACACAUUGUCUUAAUGCUUCAUCAGCUUCCAAGUUGCACAGAUUGUUUAUUGUCAUUAUUAAUUGCUUUUUAACAUUUUUAAAUUAUACAUUUUUGGUGUUGCGGAGACUGCAGCCUGAAAACAAAGCGGUACACUGUAUUACUGGCUCAACGUCUGUACAUUUUUAAUAGAAUUUUAAUAGUUUCAUAUACUGUAGUGCAUUAUGAUGAAUGAAUGUAAUAUGAGUGAAUAUAGUCGACCACCGGUAAGUUCACAGCACAAACUAAAUGUGCCUUUUGUUCUGAAGCUCUGCUGUAUUAAUAAUCUUAGUUUUGACCUGGUCAUGACCCGGAUUUCAUGUUGGAGUUACACACGUACCGGACCACAGUCGUGGCAACACAAAGCAAGUAAGCAUGUUAUAACAUGAUCUGUGAAGUGGUAUGUUAUUAGGCUGGGCAAUGUGUUGAUAUCAUGAUGAUUUGAGACUAUGUAUUGUCUUAGAUUUUGGAUAUCAUGAUAUCAUAAGUGUAAUUUUCUUUUUCUUUUCCUUCUCAUUUACCAGGCUGUUCUGUUCUAAAAAUCUAGUGUGAAUAUUUUGUAAAAGCACUAAUAGUCAGCCCUACAAUAUCGAUAUCGAGGUAUCUGGUAAAAAUAUAGGGUUAUUUGAUUUUUUAUAUCACCUAGGCCUUUGAUAUGUUACAGGUCAUUGUGAACCUCUCAUUACCUUCAGUAUAAUUUGAUAUAACAGGGAGCAUUGUGUCACAUUUUACUGCAGUUAGUGAUUUUAUAUGUUGAGCCUUAAUUUCUGA
This is a messenger RNA of Epinephelus fuscoguttatus (brown-marbled grouper), 2373 nucleotides long. RefSeq names its product solute carrier family 18 member B1 (gene slc18b1). Gene Ontology annotation, biological process: transmembrane transport. The coding region runs from base 204 to 1547 and encodes 447 amino acids. The transcript has 14 exons. Gene Ontology annotation, molecular function: transmembrane transporter activity. The record is from RefSeq and is a predicted model, not a curated record. NCBI's taxonomy places the organism in Eukaryota, Metazoa, Chordata, Actinopteri, Perciformes, Serranidae.